AAGAAGAAGCAGAUAGCAGAAGACGACGACGACGCAAAGGGCCUGCGUAAGAAACGAAUAGCACUCAGCAGAAAGAUUCCCUGGGGCUACAAGAACCAUGCUUCCAGCGAACCAGGUUCCAGAUGCCUUUUUCGGCUCGAGGUCUACGGUUAAAGUUGUGGCUCUGUUUUACCUGUUCUUUCACGCUGGGUGCCUUUACUACUCUGUACGAAACUUCCUUUUGAACCAGGAGAAAGUCGAACUCAAUUCGGAAGGAGUUAAUCCUGAUGCUGAGGCAGUCUACAAGACCGGCACGUUCCUGUAUGCAGUCAGAGCGGCUGUCAACAUCAUGAACGUGCUGACGGAGGCCAUGGUCGUACUCGCAUGCUGCAAGGCAAAUAAUGGCCCUGUGAAGAGCAGAAGCUACAGUUCUGUUGUACGCUGUUGCAAUGACGUAAGGGAUGCCUCUGCAUUGUACGUUGGAUCUUCCAUGGUGCUUACCAUGGUCUCCUACGCGUGUCGUAUCCUAGAAUUGAAUCUCCUCUUUUUCACAAAGUUCGACACCAUCGAGCUCAUGAAUCUCAAGCAAAAGCUACUCGGAAAAGGCAAAAUGGAAGACCCGGAAUAUAACGGCCAUAUUGUAUCGACGUAUGUGGCGUUGGCAGCCGUAAACGGCCUUAUGGUUGGAUUUAAGUGCCUUGUGUUUUCGAGGAUAUUUGAGGAGUACUGCACUAUGUACGACAUCAUGGCUCCACAUCAGCCCCUGACACCUGUUGCAGUCAAAGCCGAACCAGCUGUUGGAGCCGGUGCAAAAGACGCGCCAGGUGCACCUGCAGCUGGACAACAAGGAUAAGCGUGAAAGAUAACCGACAGGACGAGCUUGGAAUUUCAGCACAAUAGGCUCUACGACUUCUGCGGAGCUGUUCUUUCGGCGUCUUUUCCACGUUUAUUAUUUCGCUUUUGUCGUAUGAAUUUAUUCCCAACGUUCACGAUAAAAUGAUAAAUAACUUACGGCGUCAUAAACUGAUCGAAACCUAUG
Molecule: messenger RNA, 1018 nt
Organism: Ornithodoros turicata
Lineage: Eukaryota; Metazoa; Arthropoda; Arachnida; Ixodida; Argasidae
Exons: 11
Coding region: 98-832 (244 amino acids)
Source: RefSeq, a predicted model, not a curated record